AUGACAUUGGUGCAGCCACCAACAAAUGUGACUCUAGUUAAGACUGGAAAGAGCACAGCCCGGGUGACAUGGAACCCUGUAAGUAAAGUCCUGCUGUAUCAAGUGAAGGUGAGCGAUGUGGACCCCAGCAACACUCCCGUCAUCAGGAACACUUCGUCCACAUCCAUGGAUAUCAGUAAUCUGGAGCCCUGCUCCACCUACAUCAUAGGAGUAUCAUCAGCUAACGUCUUCUUAAUUCCUGGAGAAGCUGAAAAUGUUUCGCACACUACCUCCACUAUAAAUCCAGUGACGACCAUAUCAGUGGACUACAGCUGCACCGGCAGCAUGGUGACUGUCACAUGGGAUUUGGUGUUUGGGGCUAACUUGUACAGAGCCGUGGCUGUCGAUGGCACAGGAGAGUCCCGUAACUGUACAUCAGCCUCCAACAGCUGCCAGAUAAUAAUGCUCAAAUGUGGUGAGAAGUAUGUGGUCCAUGUCACAGCUAUAUCUGACGACUGCGAGAGCAACUCCAGUACCUCCGACUUGUUUGAGACAGUCCCCUGUGCUCCAGCUAACCCUCACACCGUUGCCGACUGCUCGAGCAAUGUCAUUGUCUUCACCUGGCAGCCCACCAACAACACCUUCUAUUAUGUGGCAACGGCUGUGGACACCGCUGGCAAAGCGACAGAGUGCAGGACGGCAGAUAACACAUGUUACUUUACAAACGCGGGCUGUGGUCAGACGUACACGUACACCGUUCAUGCUGUCAGCUCUGAAUGCGACAGCGAAGAGAGCCCACCUGAAUUCGUCCGGACCUCUCCUUGUCUCCCAACAAACGUAAAGACGGCAGCUGGGUGUAACCCCGACAUGCUGGUCACAACCUGGGACUCUGCUGCUGGCGCUCUCUCCUACACCAUCGAAGCACAGGGGAACACAGAAGAAAUCUACAACUGCACCACCAACUCCACCAGCUGUGCAGUGCCUGGGGUGCCAUGUGGUGAACACCUCAGUGUGUAUAUUGUCGCCUCUAAUGACAGAUGCUCCACUAACAGGGUGCUGGGAGAGGUCGCUCAGACAGUUCCAUGUACCCCAACAAAUAUCGCAGCGUCGGUCGACUGCAGCCAAAAUUCUGCCAGAGUAAACUGGACGACGAGCAUCGGUUCUAUAUUCUACAUUGCAACUGCUGAGGAUGCAAAUGGAAACUCACAUAGCUGCACUUCAAUGGGCACCAGCUGUCUCAUUGAGGGUCUGCAAUGUGCACGGAAUUAUACUGGCAGUGUUAUCGGCACCAAUAUGAAGUGCAACAGCACCAUCAGUGCAGAGGUCACCUUUGAGACAGGUCCUUGUCCUCCGACCAACAUCGAGGCAAACAGAGACUGCGACGCCAACCAAGCCCUGAUAGUCUGGCAGAACCAUCUGUCCACCGGCCUCUACACAGCAACAAUAGAAGAUCAGACUGGUUCCCAGCUCAACUGCACCAGCGACACAGUCAACAACUGUAAAAUCGCCUCUCUGCCCUGUGGAAUGAGAUACAGCGUCAGUGUCACCUACUACGAUGGAACCUGUCCGUCCACCUCCACAUCUAUCAGCAUGGACUCAGUGCCAUGUGGUCCCGAAUAUGUGAGGGCGAAUGUGGCCUGCGAAACUGGAGAGCUGUCAGUCGCCUGGAACAUCUCAGUCCCCGCAGACAACUACACCACCAUCAUCUCCAGAGGGAUGGGUCAACCAGUGCACUGUAACUCUUCAACAACACAGUGCACCACAGGCGGUUUGUUUUGUGGAAGCUCAUACACAGUGACCGUCUUCUCAGUCACUGGGAUGUGUUUCAGUCUUCCGAGCUCAGACGUCACAGUGAAAACAUUGCCAUGUCCUCCCACCAACAUCUCAGCCGUACACACGUGUGCUCCGGAUCCUGUUCCUGUGUCCUGGGUGGCCAGUGAUAGCGCCAAAUACUACACUGCGGUUGCUGUGAAUGGAAGAGGUCACAGGUCAGAGUGCACAACCAACAAAACUUCAUGCAGUCUCCCUGGACUUCAGUGUGGGGAGGUGUACUCUAUUGGGGUUUCAGGAGCUGAUGACAACUGUACAGAGCCAUGUUCUCCCAUCAAUGUAUCCAGUCAGCUGAUGUGUAGAGCAGGUGCUUCUCAUGUGUUCUGGGCUCCCAGUACCAAUGCAGUCAACUAUAAUGUGACAGCUACCAGUAACGGACACAUGCUCACCUGCAGCGGUCCAAGCACAAACUGCACACUGAGUAACCUAAUCUGCGGCCAGGCGUAUGACAUUCUUGUGAAAGCCACUGACGGCACCUGCAACAGCAACUACAGUGCCCCCUUCAGACAAGACCAAGGUACUGAGAAAGAGGCCACGUUCGUUAAAACCUGCAACACCAGACAUCAUUCCUAA
Molecule: messenger RNA, 2382 nt
Organism: Notolabrus celidotus (New Zealand spotty)
Lineage: Eukaryota; Metazoa; Chordata; Actinopteri; Labriformes; Labridae
Product: fibronectin type III domain-containing protein 7-like
Exons: 10
Coding region: 1-2382 (793 amino acids)
Molecular function (GO): protein binding
Source: RefSeq, a predicted model, not a curated record